AAUUAAGGAGAGAUCAUGUCUCAGCUAGUUGGGAAGGUAGAUAUUGAAGUAGAGAUCAAGGCAUCUGCUCGUGCAUUUUACGAGGUUCACACCGAAAGAUUAUACGACUCACCAAAACUUUGCCCUCACUAUAUUCCGAGGGUUGAUUUAGUUGAAGGUGGAUGGAGAGAUGUGGGGUCGGUUAUGGACUGGUAUCUCCUCUGGGAGGGGAAAACUGUAAUUUCAAAGGAGAUAUAUGAGCACAAAGAUGAUGAAAAAUUGUCAGUCACUUUCAAAGUAAUAGGAGGAUUACUGAUGGAGGCGUUCAAAAGUUUCAAGUUCAUUAUUCAAGCCACUCCAAAGGAUAAGGGCGGAUGUUUGGUCCGCUGGACACUUGAAUAUGAGAAACUGAAGGAGGACAUUCCAGAUCCAAAAGAAAUGCUUCACUUUGCAGCUGAACUUACCAAAGAGAUGGAUGCUAAUCUUAUCGGCCACUAAGACCUCUACAUAUAAAAACAUUAUGAAUAUUAUAGAUCGAAUUUCAAUAAGACCAUGCAUGCAUGCAUGCAGUA
Molecule: messenger RNA, 551 nt
Organism: Juglans regia (Persian walnut)
Lineage: Eukaryota; Viridiplantae; Streptophyta; Magnoliopsida; Fagales; Juglandaceae
Product: MLP-like protein 43
Exons: 2
Coding region: 16-477 (153 amino acids)
Biological process (GO): defense response
Source: RefSeq, a predicted model, not a curated record